Gavia stellata (red-throated loon) is the source of this 4915-nucleotide messenger RNA. RefSeq names its product catenin alpha 3 (gene CTNNA3). Gene Ontology annotation, cellular component: fascia adherens; adherens junction. Bases 131 to 2821 code for a protein of 896 amino acids. The transcript is spliced from 18 exons. Gene Ontology annotation, molecular function: beta-catenin binding; actin filament binding; cadherin binding. NCBI's taxonomy places the organism in Eukaryota, Metazoa, Chordata, Aves, Gaviiformes, Gaviidae. Gene Ontology annotation, biological process: cell-cell adhesion; cell migration. The record is from RefSeq and is a predicted model, not a curated record.
UGUAGACUAGGAAUGACAGGCAACUGUGCUGUCUCUCUGUCGGUGCUUCUGGAGUCAAGCUGCAUCAAGAAGAGUUCUUCACAGAGCUGUUUCUAGGAUCUCUUGUUAGACUCUUGAUUCAAAAGGUGAAAUGUCCUCAAAAGUGCCAAGCAUUAAACUGAGAAUUGAUCCUCGGGAUCUGCAGAUCCAGACGUUUACAGUGGAGAAAUUAUUGGAACCAUUGAUUAUUCAGGUUACAACACUAGUGAACUGUCCACAGAAUCCUUCUAGUAAGAAAAAGGGCCGUUCCAAAAGAGCUCGCGUCUUGUUAGCUUCUGUGGAAGAAGCCACUUGGAAUCUGUUGGACAAGGGGGAAAAAAUUGCCAAGGAAGCAAUGGUGUUUAAAGAGGAACUUCAUGCAGCACUUGCUGAUGUCCGGAAAGAGAGUCAAGCCUUAAAGGUAUCAGCAGAGGCAUUUACCAGUGAUCCCUGCUAUCUGCCUAAGAGGCAGGCUGUUGUCCAAGCAGCACGAUCUCUGCUUACAGCUGUCACAAGGCUUCUAAUUCUGGCUGACAUGGUUGAUGUGGCAUACUUACUGGAACAUUUAACUGUGUUUCAAAGAACAUUCGAAUCUUUAAGAAAUGUAUCCAGUAAAUCUGAUCUACAGAAAACCUAUCAGAAGUUUCGAAAAGAUCUGGAAAAUCUAGAUUAUUUGGCAUACAAACGUCAGCAGGAUUUGAAAUCUAGCAAUCAGCGAGAUGAAAUUGCUGCAGCACGUGCAUCCCUGAAGGAAAAUUCCUCUCUCCUACAUUCAAUAUGUUCAGCUUGUUUGGAACAUUCAGAUGUUGCAUCCCUUACUGCCAGCAAGGAUUCAAUUUGCAAUGAAAUACAGAAUGCUCUCAAUGUAAUUUCUAAUGCUUCCCAAGGAGUUGGAAAUAAAAUGGGACAACCUACAUCUCGCACAGCUACUCUUGGAAGUGCACUUGAUGAGCUUGAGAAUUUAAUUAUCCUGGAUCCUCUUGUAGUGAAUGAAGAGAAAAUAAGGCCUUCACUAGAGAAACGUCUGGAAGCUAUUAUCAGUGGAGCAGCUUUGCUAGCUGAUUCUUCCUGCACACGUGAUUUUCAUCGAGAGCGCAUCAUUGCUGAAUGUAAUGCUAUCCGCCAAGCUCUCCAAGACCUGCUUUCUGAAUACAUAAAUAAUACUGACAAGAAAGAGAGAAGUAAUGCCUUGAAUGUUGCAAUAGAUAGUAUGUGCAAGAAGACAAGAGACCUCCGCAGACAGCUCCGUAAAGCCAUUAUAGAUCACAUCUCAGACUCCUUCUUAGAUACCACUGUUCCACUUUUAGUUCUCAUUGAAGCUGCUAAAAAUGGAAGAGAUAAAGAAAUAAAGGAAUAUGCUGCUAUAUUUCGAGAACAUACCAGCAGGCUUGUGGAGGUUGCUAAUCUUGCUUGUUCAUUGUCAACAAAUGAAGAUGGAAUGAAAAUUGUGCAAAUGGCAGCUAAUCACAUAGAGACUUUGUGCCCACAGGUUAUUAAUGCUGCUUUAGCUCUUGCUGCCAGACCAAAAAGUCAAGUUGUGAAAAACAACAUGGAGAUGUAUAGGAGUACAUGGGAGAAUCACAUCCAUGUUCUUACUGAAGCUGUGGAUGAUAUAACAAGUAUUGAUGAUUUUCUUGCUGUAUCAGAAAGCCACAUUCUUGAGGAUGUAAACAAGUGUAUCAUUGCACUGAGAGAGCAAAAUGCGGACAAUUUAGAUCGUGCAGCAGGUGCAAUCCGAGGGCGUGCUUCAAGAGUAGCUCAUAUUGUUUCGGGUGAGAUGGACAAUUAUGAGCCAGGGGCUUACACUGAAGGAGUGAUGACGAAUGUUCAAUAUUUGACCAAGAAUGUGAUUCCAGAGUUUAUUAGUCAAGUAAAUACUGCAUUGGAGAGCUUAAGCAAGAACACAGCGCACCUGUUUGAUGAUAACCAGUUUGUAGACAUUUCUAAGAAAGUGUAUGAUACGAUUCAUAACAUCAGAUGCUCAGUCAUGAUGAUUCGGACACCUGAGGAGCUAGAAGAUGUAUCUGACCUUGAAGAAGACCAUGAUGCACGUAGUCGUACCAGUAUUCAGACUGAAGGGAAAACUGACAGGGCCAAGAUGACUCAACUGCCAGAGGCUGAAAAGGAAAAGAUAGCUGAGCAAGUGGCUGACUUCAAAAAAGUCAAGAGUAAGCUUGAUGCAGAAAUUGAAAUAUGGGAUGAUACCAGCAAUGACAUCAUUGUUUUGGCCAAGAGGAUGUGUGUGAUUAUGAUGGAGAUGACUGACUUCACAAGGGGUAGAGGACCACUGAAGAACACAUCUGAUGUAAUUAAUGCAGCAAAAAUGAUUUCGGAGUCAGGAUCAAGGAUGGAUGUCCUAGCACGGCUGAUUGCCAAUCAGUGUCCAGACCAAUCGUGCAAACAGGAUUUGUUGGCUUACCUAGAACAGAUCAAGCUGUACUCCCAUCAGCUCAAAAUCUGCAGUCAAGUUAAAGCAGAAAUCCAGAAUCUAGGUGGAGAGCUCAUCAUGUCUGCUCUGGAUAGCGUCACUUCACUAAUUCAGGCUGCCAAAAAUUUAAUGAAUGCUGUGGUGCAGACAGUGAAGAUGUCCUAUAUUGCAUCCACAAAGAUUAUCAAGAUUCAGAGUCCUACUGGACCACGACAUCCUGUUGUGAUGUGGAGAAUGAAGGCUCCAGAGAAGAAGCCCCUAAUUAAAAGAGAGAAGCCAGAAGAAAUCUAUGCGGCUGUCAGAAAAGGUUCUGCAAAGAAGAGAAUCCAUCCUGUUCAAGUCAUGAGUGAAUUUAGGGGCAGAGAAAUAGUCUAAUAUUCUGCCACUUCUCGUGUUCCUACCUUUAAUACUGACAAUUUUUCAUCUUUUCCCCCACUUAUUUAAUAAUUAUAUAUGUUAAUGUUUUGCUUUUCUCUAAAUCAGUAAGAUAACACUUGCUUAAAUUAUUUCAAAAUGCUGUUGGAUUAAUUAGAAGCACACAGUUGAAAAAAAAUACCCAUUCUCUUGCAGUGACAAACUACCAUGUCUUUAUAUUGGCACAUUUUCAGCAGAGCACUUUGAGAUACACAUUAUGGGACUGUGCUGUACUUGGAAAGGAGGAUGCAGUGUGCCAACCUGCCAGAAGCCAUACUGCAUUCGCUAGGCUUAGGUGUUCCUUCACCAGGGAUGAAUGUGGCCAAUACUAAACUGCAUGUAUUUUAUGACAUACAGCUUCUUAAACAUUGUGCUGUUGGGCCAGAUCCUUUAUCAGCGUCAUUACUGUGACCACAUCAGCUGGACUGCUUGAUGCUAGCUGAGAGUCUGGGCCCCCAACUUGUAUCUAGAUUGAAAGAUCUAAAGAUCUCCCCUUGUCCAAGGCCCAGCCUUGAAAGUUUGAAAAUGUUUGAUGAAACACAGAAAGUGUUAUAACAACAUGGAUGUAAUAAUGUAAUUAAAAAAGCAUUGACUGCAACAUAGCAGUAAUAAUAGCUCUUCGAAAGGCCUUUUGAAACAUUAACGUUAAUCUGUGUUCUGCUUCCUACGCUAUUCUGUGAGCCCUAAUAAAUCUGCUGACUCACAUUUGGAAGUUCAGAUAAAUCAGAUGUUAACAAUAAAACCCCUUUCUAAUCACUGCAGAAAACAACAAAUAUGAAAUACAUCAUUAUUGUGAGAUCAGUGUGUGAAAUACAUACACACAUAUCUUGAAUCUUGGGAAUGAUGAGAUUUUUGCAAGGUAAUUGUGAUUUAAAUUACUUUUCUUAGGACAAGAGUCCUAAAUGCAGGACUGUGCUGGUAGGCAACUUGCUAAAUGGCGGCACUAUAGCUCAAAGCAUGUAAUGAAAACAUGUGCUGUUAGUCUGUGAUCACCAUUAAGCUUAUGUAAGAUACUAGGGGAAAGAAAAUUUUUCUAAACCUGUUUGAAUCCGAAAUCCACUUGGUCUGAUUUUUUUUGAAGAAUCCAACCUGUCUUCCUUGCCAUGUCACCAAGUUUUCCUAGACUACAUUUGUUACUCAAGAUAUCUUUGCUUGGCAAUUAACAUAGCUCCUUUUGUAAUUUUUUUGUAUUUGCUAAGGUGAAAGGGCUCCCUCAAAUACCAGAACGUCAUGAUGCAUCAUUGACUGCCAUCACGAAGCGGCUCUAGACUAUGGGCUGCUGCUUCAUGUCAUUUAUUACCGUGUUUUGCACAGCAGUGCAUCUACUUAGCACAACGUGGGCAGCAACAAUAACCAUAAACUGUUUUUUCUCUUGGGGGCCACUCUGUUUCUAAGCUCAGGACCGUGGCACAGUGUAAUUUCUAGGCUGUUGGUUAAGAAACCCCAUGAAACCUACAGUCAUCAUGAAUUAAAAAUUUUACAGAUCACUAUUCCACUUUCCCUAACUUUACUAUCUGUUAAAUGAAACAAAAGUUUGGAAGAAAAAUUACUUCUUUCCAACUCAAAUUCUCUCCAGCAUGUUUGCAUCAAGAUCUCAGUAACAUGUAUAAGGCCUUUGCUAGUCCUCUUAGACGUACAGAGUGGGAAGUAGCGAACAGUCAAGUGGAGCAGGCAGAGGUAAUACAGAGCAGGUCAUACAACCUACUUUGGGUAGGUCUGACAGCAGACUAAGCAGAGCUGAGAGAAAGAUUUUGUGUGGUACAGAGAUCAAGAGAGCGUACAUUAUUGUCACACCGUAAAGCCAAAGUCUCCAUGUAGUUAUUUCAGGUUCUGGCCCACCCCCUCAGACUACCUGCUCCCCCAGCAAGGUUCAGGUGCAGAAGCCAGCAGGUGAGUUGACAGCAACCUCAUUUUGGGGGAGUGUUACUCCUAAGAAAUCCUCCUGUCUCUGUCUCCAGGUUACACCUUUGAUAUAGGUCACCUUGACAUCAAAUGUUUGUAACUAAUGUCUUGUUAUCACAUUAUUAAUAAAAAGCAUGCACACCACUGAGAAGA